AUGCACAUCUCCAAACUGCCGGCUGCUCUCCUCAUCCUCUCUGUGGCACUAAACCACCUGAAAGCUACACCCGUCAGAAGUGGAACCAACCACCAGAUGGACAAACGGAAGUGCAACACCGCAACCUGUGCCACACAACGCCUGGCAAACUUUUUGGUCCAUUCCAGCAACAAUCUUGUUCCUGUCCUCUCAUCCACCAAUGUGGGAUCAAACACAUACGGCAAGAGGAACACCGCGGAGAUUUCAAACAGGGAAUCUUUGGAUUUCUUACUCCUUUAG
Molecule: messenger RNA, 279 nt
Organism: Chionomys nivalis (European snow vole)
Lineage: Eukaryota; Metazoa; Chordata; Mammalia; Rodentia; Cricetidae
Gene: Iapp
Product: islet amyloid polypeptide
Exons: 2
Coding region: 1-279 (92 amino acids)
Cellular component (GO): extracellular region
Molecular function (GO): hormone activity
Source: RefSeq, a predicted model, not a curated record